GUACUCCCGAACUUCCUGUUGUGUUUUCGCUCAGCGCUUUGGUCAGGCAGAUAUGGAAGACUCUGCAAGGCGAGGAGAAAACCAUAGCCUUCCAGUGAAGAGGCACGUUCUUUCCAAACACCGGGGAACAUUUUAAACCUCACAGCAGCCGCUGCCAGCACUCACAACAGGCGAGAGGCGUCAGACACCCCAUAAUCCCGAGUCUGGUGCCCGCGACAUGGCACUCAGCUCGGGCGGUUGGGCUCCUCCAGCCCCGGUCCCUGCCUCGUCACAGCAAGCUGUAUGCGGCGGGCCUACGCCAACAGCGUGUUGCACUACUGUUCUCAUGUCGGUCCGUGUUUCUGUGUGUCAUUCCGGGAUACGACCCUUGUGCCUCCCCGGUGCAGGCAGCGAGACUCUGCGCCUCCAGCUCAGCAUGGACCCGAUCCGGGCCGGAGAGUUCAGACUGGCGCUGCGAGAUACGAGCGGAAACCGCUGUGUGUUCAUUGCUGAGUUUGACCUGCGCGCUGUUCAGUAUGAAGUCAAGUCACCUCGCUGCCAUGAGAUGCGUUAUGCGGCUCCACCUCACGACUGCAUUCGCUUCAACUUCCGCUGCGACCGCGAGGCUGAGGAGUGGGCCACAGUGGUGAUGUCAUCGCUCAGAGAGGCACAUAGAGUUGCAAAUAUAAACACGUACGAAUCCGAUGGAAAACAGAAUCACACGGCAGCAGCUCUGGAGCGGUGGAGUUCAGCCUCACUGCCACUCACCGAAGAGCUGUGCUUGGAGCUCGCCAGGGCAAUCGAAGCAGGUGACACUCAAGCUGCUUCCCAGCAUGCAUCUGCUCUGGCUCGACAGAAAGCAGUGCUGACAAUUCAGCUGUCGGAGAAGAACUACGCUGACGGGGAGAUUAGUUUAUCUGUAGUAGUGGAGGAUGUGUCAUCUUCCUGUUGUGUCACAGUGAAAGUGUUUCCGUACAUGACAGUGGCUGCUCUCAAGCAACAGGUUUUCCUCGAGUACGGUUUCCACCCUCGCGUGCAGCGCUGGGUGAUCGGUCAGUGUUUGUGCACAGAGCCGAGGUCGUUGGCAUCGUACGGUGUGCAGAAGGACGGUGACACGGCGUACCUCUACCUGAUCUCUGCCCGGCAGGCCCGCGUCACUCGCCAGCUUUUCCAGCAGGACCUGGAGAGUUCUCUCCUCGCCCCACCUCUCCCCCCGGGCAAUGGACCCACCUCGCAAGAUUGGAGGGCUUACAGCACUCUGCCCUCAAGGCUAUCGCACGACAACCAGGGGAGCACAAGUGGAGGUUGUGACAGACCAGGUGACAUCAAAGAUGUCCUCAACUUAGAGAACUUGAGACUUAAUGAUCACACCAACAAAGCCAGUAAAACCCAGCAGACAGAGUGGGCUUGUCCCUCAUGCACUUUCAUCAACAAAAUGUCUCGUCCGGGCUGUGAGAUCUGUGCCACAGCCAGACCCGACACACACACCCUGCAGGACAAAGGAAGGAGAGAGGACCGCGGUGAGUCCGGUUUAAGCGGCGGCAGCAGCAGCUGACUGCUCGUCAUCACCCUCUGGUUACAAUCUCUGACAUACUUGCACACACGCACACACAGGAUACUGCAUCCCCACCACCACCACCACCACAUACAUGUUGACAAAAUACUUGCAUCGGAACCUCGAAGUGCACUGAGAGUUCUCCGCUGAGGAUUUGGAGCGUUGGACGCACUGUAGCAUGACGUGAUGGUCGAGGCUCAGGUGAUGAACUGCAACAUCAAGCUUCGAGCAUCCACACAGACACACCAUGACACACAUCUGUAUUUGGCCAGACCUCUUUCUUAUUUAUUUCAUAGUGUGUGUGUGUGUGUGUGUGUGUGUGUGUGUGAGUGAC
Molecule: messenger RNA, 1868 nt
Organism: Solea senegalensis (Senegalese sole)
Lineage: Eukaryota; Metazoa; Chordata; Actinopteri; Pleuronectiformes; Soleidae
Gene: sharpin
Product: SHANK-associated RH domain interacting protein
Exons: 9
Coding region: 218-1534 (438 amino acids)
Source: RefSeq, a predicted model, not a curated record